Messenger RNA from Penicillium canescens, 759 nucleotides. Its product is annotated as putative flavoprotein. Gene Ontology annotation, biological process: coenzyme A biosynthetic process. The record is from RefSeq and is a predicted model, not a curated record. The transcript has a single exon. NCBI's taxonomy places the organism in Eukaryota, Fungi, Ascomycota, Eurotiomycetes, Eurotiales, Aspergillaceae. Gene Ontology annotation, cellular component: phosphopantothenoylcysteine decarboxylase complex. Gene Ontology annotation, molecular function: FMN binding; phosphopantothenoylcysteine decarboxylase activity. The coding region runs from base 1 to 759 and encodes 252 amino acids.
AUGCCCGAAACGACCCUCCCUGGUGGUUAUAUCGAUGGCACCUCUAACAAGAAUUCCACCGAGGAUGUGAAUGCAUCACUCUCUGACAAUCGUGUUCACCUCUUACUUGCAGCAACUGGAUCAGUUGCAACUAUCAAAAUAUUCAACAUCCUCAGCGCCCUCGCUCCACAUGCUCAUAAGCUAUCAAUACGAGUAAUUUUCACAUCAAACGCCAAACACUUCCUAGGCGGCCAGUCUGCCGAGCAACCUACCGUCUCCUCCCUCCUCUCCCUCCCUGGCGUGGAAGCCAUCUAUGAUGACAGUGCAGAGUGGGGUCCAGAGCCCUGGCGCCGCGGCGCUGAUAUCUUGCAUAUCUCUCUCCGGCGCUGGGCAGACAUCCUCGUCAUUGCUCCUCUUUCCGCAAACACCUUAGCCAAACUCGCCAAUGGACUUAGCGAUAAUUUGUUGACGUCGGUAUGUCGGGCGUGGGAUACCGAUGGCCAAGUUGAUGGGCAACGGAAACGGAUUAUAGUUGCGCCUGCAAUGAAUACAGCUAUGUGGCGGCAUCCAGUGACGGCGAGGCAUAUAAAGGUGCUUGGGGAGGAGUGGGGUGUUAGAAGAGAUGAGGAGACGGGGGAAGAGACUGGAUGGUUUGAGGUGCUAGCACCGCAGGCGUCGAAGGUGUUAGCAUGCGGGGACGCGGGGAGUGGUGCUAUGUGGGAAUGGACUGAGAUUGUCAAGGUUAUCGAACACAGGUUGGGUUUGGGCGAGAGAAAAUAG